Molecule: messenger RNA, 434 nt
Organism: Phycodurus eques (leafy seadragon)
Lineage: Eukaryota; Metazoa; Chordata; Actinopteri; Syngnathiformes; Syngnathidae
Gene: rps27.1
Product: ribosomal protein S27, isoform 1
Exons: 4
Coding region: 84-338 (84 amino acids)
Biological process (GO): ribosomal small subunit assembly; translation
Cellular component (GO): ribosome; cytosolic small ribosomal subunit
Molecular function (GO): RNA binding; structural constituent of ribosome
Source: RefSeq, a predicted model, not a curated record
CUCGGCUCUCAAAGGAACCGCGAAUAUGAGGGCCUCGCUUCCGGUUAUGCCUCCUUUUCGGCAGCGGCUACUUCCUCGCCAACAUGCCACUCGCGAAAGACUUGUUGCACCCAUCUCCAGAGGAGACGAGGAGGCGGCACAAGAAGAAGCGCCUCGUUCAGAGUCCCAACUCUUACUUUAUGGACGUGAAAUGUCCAGGAUGCUACAAGAUCACGACGGUGUUCAGCCACGCGCAGACGGUCGUGCUGUGCGUCGGCUGCUCGACGGUCCUGUGUCAGCCUACCGGGGGCAAAGCGCGUCUCACAGAGGGGUGCUCGUUCAGAAGGAAGCAGCACUAGAAUGUUCUUCCCGGAGCUGAAGGAGAGAUGACGGGGCGGAGCGCAGGAGGCAGACGCGUUCCUUGUCUCUCAAUAAAAUGUUUUGGCUAAACGAAA